AUGUUCCAGUUUCAGACAUCUCCUCAUGCAGCAGCGCAUGCUGCAGCUUCAGCUGUUCGGCACAGCCCUCCUGUGCCUCCCCCCGGUCGUGGUGUCGUCGCGUCACUGCCUGCCGUUCGCCUUGGCGAAGCGUCGCCGCCUGCCUCUGCCCGGCUGUUGACGACAACACCUCCACCAACCUCUGCGCGCAGUUUCAAUGUCCGCAGCGUGCCCUCCGGCUUGCAUCUUGCCCAGCCUGCUUGGCAGCACACGCACUCGGAGCCGGCGAACUCAGCCGGCUUCGAUAUGCGGGCGCUGCGGCCUGCAACACUGCCUUCGCCGCCUGUGCUGCAGCGGGCCACCGGCCAAGUCGCUGUUGUCAUCGCUCCGACGGAGCGCACAGUCGCCCGAACCGGAGUGAGCGGUGUGAGCCAGCCAGCAGGGCGUCCGAAGGAUGCAGAAGCAGCCGCCGUUGUGGAGAGGAUUGUGGUGCAGACCCCGACCACAUGUGCGCAAGACGGUUCGCCGGGCUCGAAGGUGUCAGCAGCCCCCCGGUCGCCAAGUUCAUCGCCGCAGGCAUCAACCAGAGCCGUGGCUCCAGGGUCACCCACCUCACAGCUGGGCAGGGCAAUUCUCGCACCGCCCUCGCCCAGAGUUACUGAGUGUGAGCUGGAGCUACGCCUGUCCCAGGUGGCGGCUGCGCUCCUCCCGCCCGUUGCUCAAGUCGGCAUCGGCGAUCGGACUGGCGGUGCAGGGGCGACUGAAGAGUUGGCACCAGCACCAGAAGAAGUCCCUCCCUGGAAACCCUGCCAAUCCACUUCGUCCAUAGCGAUUGAUGUGACCACGAGCGGUCAGGAAAUUGGAUGGACCCCGUCGUUUACGACCUUGGCACACCUGAGGCCCGAGGAUGCCGAUCUCCCAGCUCCAACGAGUCCAGAGGUCCAAGAGUCCAAGGCUUCGACUAUUGGAAUUCUCAACCUAUCGCAGCAGGGAGUUGGCAGGAGCAGUGUUUUUUUAGUAUAA
Molecule: messenger RNA, 1002 nt
Organism: Symbiodinium necroappetens
Lineage: Eukaryota; Dinophyceae; Suessiales; Symbiodiniaceae
Source: the annotation of a GenBank genome assembly